Molecule: messenger RNA, 669 nt
Organism: Paracoccidioides brasiliensis Pb18
Exons: 6
Coding region: 1-669 (222 amino acids)
Biological process (GO): cellular response to oxidative stress; cell redox homeostasis; cellular oxidant detoxification
Cellular component (GO): cytosol; mitochondrion
Molecular function (GO): peroxiredoxin activity
Source: RefSeq, a predicted model, not a curated record
AUGGCUGAAGAACAUCGUGCUCCUCUCCGCCUGGGGUCAACUGCUCCAAAUUUCAAGGCUGUUACCACCAAGGGUGAAAUCGACUUCUACGAGUUCAUUGGUGACAAAUACGUCGUUCUCUUCUCUCAUCCUGAUGAUUUCACUCCUACCUGCACGACUGAACUCGGAGCCUUCGCCAAGCUCGAGCCUGAGUUCACUGCUCGUGGUGUCAAGCUCAUUGGAUUGAGUGCCAACACUCUCAAGUCACACUAUGACUGGAUCAACGACAUCAACGAGGUUACUGGAUCUGACCUCCAGUUCCCAAUCAUCGCCGAUGCUGAUCGGAAGAUAUCGUACAUGUAUGACAUGAUUGAUUACCAGGACACAACCAACGUUGACGAGAAGGGGAUGGCCAUGACCAUCCGUUCCGUCUUUAUUAUUGAUCCCAACAAGAAGAUUCGGUUGACCAUCAGCUACCCUGCAUCCACUGGCCGGAAUGCUGCUGAGGUGCUGCGAGUAAUCGAUGCCCUGCAGACAACCGAUAAGAACGGUGUGAAUACCCCAAUUAACUGGAACGUUGGUGACGACGUCAUCAUUCCUCCUGCUGUGAAGACUGAGGAUGCCAUCAAGAAAUUUGGCGAUGUUAGAAUUGUUAAGCCGUACCUUCGCUAUACUACCAUCAAGAACUAA